This is a messenger RNA of Cicer arietinum (chickpea), 2008 nucleotides long. RefSeq lists its product as uncharacterized. NCBI's taxonomy places the organism in Eukaryota, Viridiplantae, Streptophyta, Magnoliopsida, Fabales, Fabaceae. The record is from RefSeq and is a predicted model, not a curated record.
CUACCACUCUACAAAAUCAAGACCAUUUUGGCGAUUUAUAGUUACUCUAUAUAACCGAAGAAGAAAACAAAAUUGCGCGUUCAAGAUGUUGUAACCCUAGUAGCGAACCGUCUCAACUCUGUUUCCGUAAUUCAGUCUCAGAUCGAAGCUGAUUCAAAUUCAUUCGUUUCGAGAAUCUAUCAACAACGAAAUUACUAUCUUUUUUUGUUGAGAAACAGGUAUGAGUAAUUCUCCUUCUCCAAAGAUGAAGAAAAAACAAAAGAGAAGACGGAAGAAGAAGAAUAAAGUUGGGAAAGAAAAUAAUAACUUGAACAUUGAAAAUUCUACGACAAUAGAUUUAAAUCCUAUAUUACCAGAAGAAAAUCUCUCAGAAUUCAAAGAUAAGGUUGGAGCAGAAGAUGCAUUGGCAAAUGGUAUGAAACAAAAAAAAAGACGGAAGAAGAAGAAUAAAGUUCAGCAAGAAAAUAAUAACUUGAACUGUAAUCAGACUUGUGACAUUAAAAACUCUGAGACAACAGAUUUAAAUUCUAGACUACAAGAAGAAAAUCUCUCAGAAUUCAAAGAGAAGGUUGUAGCAGAAGAUGCAUUGGCAAAUGGUAUGAAUAACUCUUCUCCAAUGAUUAUAACAGAACAAAAGAGAAGACGGAAGAAGAAGAAUAAGAAUAAGGUUCAGCAAGAAAAUAAUAACUUGAACUGUAUGGAGACUAGUGAUUUUGAAAAGUCUACAAAUGAUAUCGCAGGUAUAAAUAACCUUUCUCCAGAGAGUACGACAGAACUGAAGAGUAAUGGAGAUCCGCAAGAAAAUAAUAAGUUGAACUGUAAGAAGACUUGUGACAUUGAAAAGUCUACGAUAGAUAUUAAUAAUAACUCUUCUCCAAAGAGUAAGAGAAAACGGAAGAGGAAUGGAGACCCGCAAGAAAGUAAUAAGUUAAACAGUAAGAAGACUUGUGACAUUAAAAUGUCUACUAUAGAUGGGCCAAAGGCUUUGCAAAUUCCUCCAACUGGAAUAUCUGUUGGAUGUUUGAAGAAGAAGCUUCUUGUUCUUGAUGUCAACGGGCUUCUUGCUGACAUAGUUCCUUCGCCCCGUCCAAAGGAUAUAAAAGCAGAUGCAAUCAUUGCAAAGAAAGCAUUAUUCAAGAGGCCUUUUUAUAAAGAGUUUCUUAACUUCUGCUUCGAGAAAUUUGAUGUGGCUGUGUGGUCUUCAAGACUUGGGGUAAAUGUCAAACUUGUCGUUGAUUAUUUGAUGGGAAAGAUGAAACAGAAGUUGAUUUUCUGUUGGGAUCUUUCACAUUGUACUCACACGGGUUUCAACACUCUUGAAGACAAGUACAAGCCGCUAGUUGUUAAGGAUCUGAGGAAAAUUUGGGAGAAGCAUGAUCCUAAUCUUCCUUGGAAGAAGGGAUACUACAAUGAAUCAAAUACGUUGCUCUUGGAUGACUCUCCCUACAAGGGGUUACUUAACCCUCCAUAUAACUCAAUCUUUCCGCAUUCAUUCACUUAUAAGAAUCAGGACGACAAAUCAUUAGCUGUUGGAGGUGAUCUACGUGAAUAUCUGGAAGGAUUAGCAAAUGCUGAAGAUAUGUUGAAGUAUGUUGAGCAGCACCCAUUUGGUCAAGAGCGUUUAACUGAAGAAAGUAAAUCUUGGAACUUUUACUCAAAGGUUAUUGAUAAGCUUUCUGCCGGUCAACCUAAGCGUUCUGGUGUUUUAUAACUGGAAUAUCAAUUUACACAAUCUGAUUAUUUAGAAGAAAUUGAGAUAUAGAAGACUCUGAUUAUCUCUAACUCUAACCAAUGAUAUAGAACUGUGUAAUUUUUCAUGGUUGCACAUAAGAGGCCCCCCUUUUAAAGUGCAUCACUAUUGUAUCACUAUUCUGAUUAUGUUUUCCUCCCCUUUUUGGAUUAAAUGUACAAGGGCUGGUGUAUUUUGAAAAAACAAUCUUGCUAGAUUUGUUGUGAUUUUGUACUUGUUCUUAUUUAUUAUUGCAAGAGAGCUACUUAUAUUCUCCUA